AUGGAUACAGAAUCUGGGAAGAUAAACGGGGGGGUGGUGGAUGAUGGUCCAAUAAAUAACCUGGACGGGUUUAAUACUACUGCGAAUUUUAACACAACAACAGCCACAACCACAACAACUAAGCGGACACCAACUCUCACAAGUACACUGCCUGGCACUACAGGUGUAGUCACCACAGGUGCCAAUCCCUUUGCCAGAAAACUCGAGAAGAUACUGAAGUUAAGACUUGAUCAAGAUAAAGACCUUGUUGAGUCUAUGCGCACUCUGAGUUUAUUCUACGAGCACAAUACAGUUAAGGCUAGAAGGAAUUUAAGGUCCGAUAUUGAGAAAAAGACCCUGGAGGUUAGCGCCGAGUGCUUGGAUGCAUUGUCGUUGGUGAAAGAUCAGGUAUGA
This is a messenger RNA of Sphaeroforma arctica JP610, 393 nucleotides long. RefSeq lists its product as hypothetical. The transcript has a single exon. Bases 1 to 393 code for a protein of 130 amino acids. Lineage: Eukaryota; Ichthyosporea; Ichthyophonida. The record is from RefSeq and is a predicted model, not a curated record. Gene Ontology annotation, biological process: intra-Golgi vesicle-mediated transport. Gene Ontology annotation, cellular component: COG complex.